UUGCCUGUGGCUGCAGUUAAAAGCAACAAAUGUUUGAGUUUCUUUUGAAUUUCGUAAACAAGCCACUGAUGCGUCUUCACUUCUGCCUCUGACCACAGAGACACCGACCUCGGAGCUGUGAGAUCCGUCAAACACGUACAACCUCCCGAUGUCUCCUAACGCCUCCGUGCCGCUGCACAUCCUCAAGUCCUCUGAGGACGACCACAGGACAGCGGUGGACAUCGACGCCAUCAUGGACACCGUCACCAUCGUCCUCUACACACUGACUGUGGUGCUCGGCAUCACCGGGAACUCCGUGGUGAUCUGGGUGGCUGGAUUCAAGCUCAAGCCGAACGCCAUGAACGUGUGGCUGGUGAAUCUGGCGAUAGCCGACCUGAUCUUCUGCGUCACUCGCUCCUUCUCCCUCGUCAAGAAGUUAUUCUUCGGCAAAUGGCUCUUUGGCGACUUCCUCUGCAAGUUCAACGGCUUCUUCAAAUACGCCAACAUGUUCUGCUCCGUCUUCCUGCUGGCGGUGAUCAGUCUGGACCGGGCGCUCUGCGUCUGGCUGCCGGUCUUCACCAAGCGACGGCGCACCCUGUGUGCGGCGCGGGUGGUGGCGGCCUGCGUCUGGGCGGCGUCCAUCGUCCUCAGCGCUCCGUACUUCGUCUACCGACGGGUCUACCUGGGCAAGAACAACCUGACCAAGUGUUCUUUUGAGGUGAAGGAGUCACAGGGCGACGAAAGCACCAAAGUUGCUCUUUACUCCAUCCGCUUCAUCUGUGGCUUCGUGCUGCCCUUCCUGGUCAUCGUCCUGUGCUACUUCCUCACCGGCCUCGGCAUCCGCCGCACUCGUCUGUCUGGGAAAAAGCGUCCUCUGCGUAUAUUAGCGUCCUUAGUGAUUGCGUUCUUCCUGUGCUGGGCUCCGUACCACUGCCUCCAGCUGGUGAAGAUGGUGGACAGUGACAACAAGGUGGUGAAGAUAUGGCAUCCUCUGGCAAAGAGCAUGGCCUACUUCAACAGCUGCAUCAACCCGCUGCUGUACUUCUGCAUGGGGCUGAACAGGAGGGGCCGCUUCAGGCAGAGUCUGUCGGGGGUGUUCAGGAAGGCUCUGGCAGAGGACGUGGACGGACAGACGACCCAGUCCCACGAGCUGGACGACAGUGGACAAACCGCUGCCGUGGCGACAAGAAGGAGUCAGGCAGUUAAAAUCGAUCAGAUUCAACGACCAAACACGUGACGUGGUUUAAUCACUGUGAAGGGGGGGGGGGAGUUGGACAGUAAAUGUAUGUCAGAGUGAAACUGAAGGAAAUAUCAAUGAAGGGGGAAUCGAACUUUUGGAAUCAGUUCCUCUCCAUCUCCAUCUGACACGAUGUCCUGGCAACAGUCCCGGAAAUGUCCACUAGAGGUGCUAACCCUAACCCCCACCAAUCUUUAUUUGGAUCUGCACCAAUUUACACACACUCAUUAAUAUCCGUCUGCUACAGUAAGAGAAAAAGAAAGGAUGUCUAGUGUUUGCAGUAUAUUAUUCAAGAGAUGUAUUUUAAGAAACUUACAAUUUAGUAGCACUUAAAUGGCACUUAGUUAUAGCACUUUGUAGUUUUGCUUUAUUUUUGAAGAAAUUGUACUUUCUUGACUCUUGUUGUUCUGGGUUUGUUCCCUCGGGGUUGAUGCACUUAUUGUCAGUGGCUUUGGAUAAAAGCGUCAACUAAAUUAAAUGUAAUGUAAAAGUAAUGUACAUAUCUUUUUGUCAUUUAAGAUUCGUUUAGAACAUAUGUAAGGUUUACUCACACCUUCCAAGUUAUUGUGUAAUCCAGCUUAUGAAUAAUGAGAGGGGGAUGAAAACAUAUUCUGUUUGGUGGAGGUGUUAAUCAUUGAAGUUUGAAGUGUUAUGUAUAGAUCGUUUUUGUGAUAAUAAAACUUCUGUAUUCGAACACAAGUUGUGAUGGAGCAAAAA
Molecule: messenger RNA, 1933 nt
Organism: Limanda limanda (common dab)
Lineage: Eukaryota; Metazoa; Chordata; Actinopteri; Pleuronectiformes; Pleuronectidae
Product: C3a anaphylatoxin chemotactic receptor-like
Exons: 3
Coding region: 149-1216 (355 amino acids)
Biological process (GO): phospholipase C-activating G protein-coupled receptor signaling pathway; inflammatory response; positive regulation of cytosolic calcium ion concentration
Cellular component (GO): plasma membrane
Molecular function (GO): G protein-coupled receptor activity; complement receptor activity
Source: RefSeq, a predicted model, not a curated record